Messenger RNA from Colletotrichum fioriniae, 522 nucleotides. NCBI's taxonomy places the organism in Eukaryota, Fungi, Ascomycota, Sordariomycetes, Glomerellales, Glomerellaceae. The record is from RefSeq and is a predicted model, not a curated record.
AUGUCUUCAGAAGAAUCGAAACCUUCUCGACGGUUCUUGAUCCAGAUGCCAGGGGCACCAGGAUCAAAUGCUCUAGGCACGACAAAGGCCACCACCGAGACCCUCCUAUUCAUGUCUCUCAAGGCUACCGCUACGGAGCAAGCCUACUCAGAGCUUUGGCAACGUGUGGAAAGCAGACUCAAAGAGGGUCACAAUGUCGUCAUAGACUGUAACAGGAGCUACGAGGAGACGAUGAAACGAGGAACAGCGCUGGCAAAAACGUACGGUUUUGAGUACUGGUACAUCGACUGCACAUCCCAGACUGAUGUCGCUGAGCUGGAUGAGACGACGCCGGCUUGGGUGGCGUUGAGCCUUCCGACUGACCGUGAUGCAGCUCACGGAAGCGAGGACAAGAACGCGCCGUUUCAGAAAUGGCUCGACGACCCGAGUCGGCCAAAGGAGAAUGUCAUUGUGGUUGAUACCUCAAAGAGCCCAGACGAUUGCCUGAAGCAGAUACUGAAGGCGAUAGGACCAAGGGAGUGA